UGGGCGGGCCAGCUGGCGGCCUUGGAGCAGGUGUUUGGCAGCACGUGGAGGGAGGAUGGUGAUGCUGACGAGGCUGUCUUACUGUCAGUGGCGCUGGCUCAAGACUGCCCUCACCACCACCACCACCACCACCUCCAUGGCCCAACACCAUGCUCUCAGGGCCUUCUCCAGGCUCCCCCACAGUGAUGUGGAGCGACAAUAUGAGGAUGCUGUAAGGACACUUAAUAGCUUGCAGUCCAAUGCUGCUACCUUGCUUCGCAUUCGCCAGGAGCGAAAUUCUGCAGUCUCACAGAAUGUACCGUCUUCUGAGAGGUUUUUGCAGCGAAGUGGGGUAUCACUAGACGACCUUGACAAGUUAUCUAUCAUUCAUGUUUCAGGAACCAAGGGCAAAGGGUCCACAUGUGCCUUUGUUGAGAGCAUUUUACGAGAGCAUGGUUACCGUACUGGCUUUUACUCCUCGCCCCAUCUUGUUGCUGUUCGUGAAAGAAUACGAAUCAAUGGCCAACCGAUACCAAAAGAGGACUUCACUGAGCACUUUUGGGACGUAUAUGAUAGACUUGUUGCUAAGAAGGAAAAUGAAAAUGAUAUGCCAGCAUACUUUAAAUUUCUGACGGUCCUGGCAUUUAAAAUAUUUUUGCGUGAAGAAGUAGAUGUUGUUGUCCUCGAAGUAGGCAUUGGAGGAGAGUAUGACUGUACUAAUGUUGUUAGAAAUCCUGUGGUUUGUGCUGUAACUACACUUGAUAUUGACCAUACCUCCAUCCUAGGCAACACAAUCGAGUCAAUUGCAUGGCACAAAGCAGGAAUAAUGAAGCCUGGGGCUCCAACAUUUACUGUGGAUCAGCAGCAGAGCUCCUCUUUGCCUGUAUUGAUGGAGAGGGCUAGGGAGAAGGAGUGUGAGCUGUAUGUGGUACCUCCCCUUGAGAGCUAUGGAUGGGGUAAACGACCUCUGCAGUUAGGUUUGGCAGGAAGUGUCCAAUAUCAAAAUGCUUCUCUUGCUCUUCAGCUUUCUCAGUACUGGAUCAGUUCCCAAACUAAAGGUAACCAUGCUGCCAUCAAAUGUAUGGAUGGUUCACAUUCAGUUCAUGAAGACCUUAAGAUUGCUGCGCCAUUCAUGCUUGCCGAUGAAGAAGUAUGUGGGCUUAAAUCUGUAGUUUGGCCAGGAAGAACUCAGGUGAUGUCAUAUGGCCAUUUUACAUUUUUCAUAGAUGGAGCCCACACACUUGCCAGCAUGCAAGCAUGUGUAGAUUGGUUUAUGAAAGCUGUACCUCUUCAUACAUCGCAUGAUGAAACGAGAACUUACCGUGUGCUUCUGUUCAAUUCUACUGGCGAUCGUGAUCCUGAAUCUCUGCUACGGUUCUUGGCUUCCUGUAAUUUUGAUUUGGCUGUGUUCACAACCAAUCUUGUCACCACAACUAUGAGUUCAUCAUCUGAUCAGGCAAAUUACUCGGUAUCCUCUGAUGAAAUGCAUUUACGAAGUGAAAGGCAAAGGAACUCUUGGAUCAGACUUGUGAGAGAGACUGGUAAACAAUGUAAGACAAAAUGCAAAAUGAUGCAGAAAACGCAAAAUGAUGUAGUCAGUGAACGGGAAGAUAAUUUAAAUCUAGCAACGGAUGUGCCAAGUAUAAUAUUUCCAUGCAUCCGUGAUGCUCUCAUGUGGUUAUCAUGUGAACGUAUUUCUAAUCUCCGAGGGGAGGUUUUGACACCUCCAGCUUUUCCACCACCACUUAGGUUACAAGAGGCUACUCAAGUGCAGAUAUUAGUGACAGGCUCAUUGCAUCUAGUUGGAGGAGUCCUCGGGGUAAUAGAUCCUGGUUUGUCAAGUGCCACGCACACUCGUACUGCUCGCACCAAACCCCCUUCACUUACUGACCUUGUUCUCAACAACUAUGCCCAGUAUUCGUCACCAGGAGCACCUUGACAACCAUGAAUCUUCAGAAAAUUAAUCUGCCUUUGCUCAGCUGAACUUCUGAAUAACAAGUACUACUAAUGCACAAAGAAAUCACAUUAACAUGAUGUAUCAAUGAGAAAAUUAGUAGACUCAUCAUUGGCUGGGAUUACCCAGUGUAUAGGUUCAAAUCCUCCUCAUGGCUCCUGAUUUUCUCAAUGACUACUGUACUAUUUUUGUUUCUCGAGAAACUAUUUUAAUGCUUUAUGGUGCAUAAACUGGUAGAAGAAUGAAAGGAAGUGCUGGAUGGGAUGUGAAAAUGGCAAGAGUUAAUUCUUUAAAUGUAAACAGAAGGAUAUAGAGAACCAAGAAAGGAGGGAGUGUGAUGAGUGAAAUUGUGUAAAGAUUACUUAAGCAGAAAAAUAGUGGGAAUAAUAAGCUCUGAAAAAUAUUAACUGGUGAAUAAGAAAAAUUAUGUUAGAGAUGAUAAUUUUAAUGUUUGAUGGAUUAAAUUUAUGAAUGAAAUGCAGAUGUGAAUAUGAUUGAUUAUGCUAGUGUAAUUGUGUAAUAUAGAAGAUAGCCCACAUAUGCUACAAUUAUUAUAUACAAUGGAGAAAAUAGAAUGAUUUUCUAUUCUAUUGAGUAAGCAUAUCGAGUGCAAAAACUAAGAGUACCAUUAAGUGUAGCAGGUGAUGUGUUUGGCAAAAAAAGAUUGACUAGAAAAUAAGAGUUUUAGUGUUGGAAGAUGGGUCUUUCUAGUGAAACCUACUACAUGGCACCAUCUGGUCACCACUUGGUCCGGGAGACAUCUCCCGUCACGCAGGGUGCAGUCGUGCCUCCACAGAUCUCCAGUAUCAGCUCUUGAUACUGGUAAUGGCUCAAAAGGGCCACCACUUACGGGCUAUUCAUGCCCGUGCCACCUCUUGGGUGGCUUAAUCUUCAUCAAUCAAUCAAUCUACUACAUGGUUUAGAUACACUGGACUCCACUUGGAAUGGAAUCUGAUUUUUUUUUCCUUAUACUGUAAUGUAUAUUCCUGAGCGGGCUCGAAGCCUCCGGCUGUGCCACUUCUGAUCUCUUUGAAACCAGAUGAUCCACUAAUAGUACUAAACAAGAGAAAUAAGACAUGGAGAAAACUAUGCUGUUGGGAGAGCAUGGUUUUCCAUGUUUGGGAAACAGGAAAUCCAUUAAGAUUGUUUAGGAAGCAACCAAUAACAGUUGCCUAACUCUUGGUUACUGCUAAGUGAACAGGGGCAUUUCUCAUAUGGCAAUAAAAUUAUUUGAUAUAUACCCAAUACAUUUGUAGAAUUAAUUUCAAAUAAUUGUUAAUUAUUGUUGAAUACUUGAUCAAGUUGCAAAUGAGCAUAAUAGUUUUAGUGUACAGGUUAUUGUUGUUGAAUACUUGAUCAAGUUGUAAAUGAGCAUAAUAGUUUUAGUGUACAGGUGUUUGGGUAUAAUGCUUAUCUUGAUGAAUCCCCCAAAAAGUAUACAGCAUUCAAUGUCAACUAAAUUUUGUAACAACAAAGAGCUACCGGUCCAACCGGCAUUCAGAAGUCACGAGUUUCAUUCCAGUGGGAGCAUUCAUUACAAUACGACUCCCAUUGAUUGGUUCCCCAUUUUCUGGGUUCUCGGAUUCUGGACACAUGCACAGGUUACUGGGGGGGGGGGGGGGUUAACCUCCAUUCCAGUAUUUGUGAAGUAUCGACAUAAUCCGACGAGAAAGGACACUUGGUUAUACAGUAUCAAAUGCUGUAACACCAAAAUUUUAUUAGUUUCCUACAUAUAAAUUGAUGUAUUCCUAUUUAAAAUACAAUUACAGGUAUUUUCAGCAUGUAGAUGUUAUAAUAAACAAUAAAAAUGUUCAAAAAAUUA
Procambarus clarkii (red swamp crayfish) is the source of this 3755-nucleotide messenger RNA. Its product is annotated as folylpolyglutamate synthase, mitochondrial. Gene Ontology annotation, biological process: tetrahydrofolylpolyglutamate biosynthetic process. Gene Ontology annotation, molecular function: tetrahydrofolylpolyglutamate synthase activity; ATP binding. NCBI's taxonomy places the organism in Eukaryota, Metazoa, Arthropoda, Malacostraca, Decapoda, Cambaridae. Gene Ontology annotation, cellular component: cytosol; mitochondrion; cytoplasm. The record is from RefSeq and is a predicted model, not a curated record.